AUGACGAGCGACAACAAGUUCUUUUUUGACUACCUCUCGUCUAUCUCCAAUGACGUAAGGCGGUAUUCUCUCGACGUCGCAGACUCGAUCGACCGCCAAGUCGACUAUGCCGCGCACGCGAUCAAAGAUACGGUGGCCCAGCAGUCAUGGAUACCAGCCACUAUUCGUCCGGGUCGUGCUCCCCCAAGAGUGCGAUCGCAAGGCAUGACGGACCGAGUGGAAAGCUGGAUGACUCGGAAUCGCGCAUGGACGGCGGCUAUCCUCGCAUUUAUCGGGACCGGCGUUGUCUUAUACUAUGGAAACAAAAAGUUGCACGGAAAACGGAGAAAGGCUAGGAGGGCGGCCAGCGGCGCGAGGAAAGAGAUUGUUGUGGUUGCCGGAUCGCCGCACGAACCGAUGACAAGGGCUAUUGCCAUGGAUUUGGAACGUCGAGGAUAUAUUGUAUAUGUGACUGUGUCUUCCGCGGAUGAAGAGCAUAUCGUCAAGUCUGAGAACCGUGUGGACAUCAAGGCUCUCUGGUUGGACCUUACAACUACAUCAUCCUCGCCGGCCGAAAUCCAUCCUUCGUUGCAAGAGAUUCGCUCCUUGAUCAGUCAGCCACAGUCACCCAUCGCCGGAGUGCCCCCGCACACCUGCCAACUGAGUGGCCUUAUCGUGGUCCCAUCGACCAACUAUAGUGCAGGCCCUGUCGCAACCAUCCCGCCGUCAUCGUGGGCUGACACGGUCAACACCCGUCUGCUCUCGCCUAUUCUCACAGUGCAGGCAUUCCUCCCCUUGCUGACCCUCCGCAGCAAUAGCAGCACUAUUGUCUUUGCCUACCCCUCCAUAUCAUCCUCGCUUUCCGCGCCGUUUGCCGGACCUGAAGUCGCCACAACCCGAGCAAUCUCAGGCUUCGCGGCCUCGCUUCGUCAGGAACUCCGUCUCCUCGAACAAGGCAAUGUGGAUGUCGUCGAGCUGCAGCUGGGCAAUAUUGACCUAGGACCUACAUACCGACAUGGCCAGAGUCAGAUAGCAGGCACAGAAGUCCUUGCGUGGAAUACCCAGCAGCGAGCCCUCUAUGCCUCACAGUAUCUGUCCAGCGUUGAGCAACGCCCAGUUGCCUCUGCUGGUCCCAGCACCAUACGCGGAUCACCGGCGCGGAAACUCCAUCACGCUAUUUUGGAUGCUUUGGAGCCCACCUCGCGGGAUAUCUUCGGCCGUAAAGUGACCAAGAAAUCUGUCAUGUAUGUGGGCCGGGGAGCUCGGUCAUACGGCCUGAUUGGGGCCUGGGUUCCCAGUGGACUCGUGGCGCUGAUGAUGGGGUACCGCAGUGGGAAUGGGAUUAACCCCGAGAGCCCGAGUGGCAGCGGCAGUGAAACCAGCUGGGAGAGAGUCUAG
Messenger RNA from Penicillium roqueforti, 1377 nucleotides. Its product is annotated as DUF1776 domain-containing protein. The transcript is spliced from 4 exons. NCBI's taxonomy places the organism in Eukaryota, Fungi, Ascomycota, Eurotiomycetes, Eurotiales, Aspergillaceae. The coding region runs from base 1 to 1377 and encodes 458 amino acids. The record is from RefSeq and is a predicted model, not a curated record.